Messenger RNA from Grus americana (Whooping crane), 4019 nucleotides. It is a transcript of the gene GABPB2, whose product is annotated as GA binding protein transcription factor subunit beta 2. The transcript is spliced from 9 exons. Gene Ontology annotation, biological process: positive regulation of transcription by RNA polymerase II. The coding region runs from base 696 to 1925 and encodes 409 amino acids. The record is from RefSeq and is a predicted model, not a curated record. NCBI's taxonomy places the organism in Eukaryota, Metazoa, Chordata, Aves, Gruiformes, Gruidae. Gene Ontology annotation, cellular component: nucleus. Gene Ontology annotation, molecular function: protein binding; transcription cis-regulatory region binding.
AAUAAACAGGGAACCUCAGACUUAAAUGCUCCCUGAAAGCAUCUAGCUGGGAACGGAGCAGGAAUGCAGAGAGAGGCCUCCGAAUAAUUACUAAGUGAUAAAGGUUCAGUUUAAUACAAGGAGAAAAAAAAAAUGAUGCUUUUUGUUAACGAUCCAGCUUCUCCUUUCUUCUCCAAACACACCCGGAGGGGUAAACUCCAGUCUCGCCAAUACGUAAGCUGGUGGUUAACUUUGUGAACGCAGAGUUCAGUGCAACUACUCAUGCCCAGAAAACACGCAAGUAUUUUCAACGUGGGCGAUAAGAAGGAACAUUUAAAAAAUAUUCUCUGUCCCACGAGAAGUGAGAAAGGGGAAAAAACCCCCCAAACUGGAAAGUCCUAAAGUGCAGAGGGCUUGUGGUAGUCAAACACGUGCAUCGUAAAUGCACCAAAGGUCCUGAUUGCAGGGUAAACUCCGAGUAACUGCUCUGGGCUCUUGAUUUCUGAGCCUCAGGUGUUGCGUGUGAUGCCUGCAUGUUCGGAAAAAGCUACAAGUGCAAAACAGUCUUGUGCAGCGAGAUGCGUUUGUGGCAGGAGGUGAUGCGGGCAGCGUAUCCUGGUUCUGCUCCUGGAACUGGAUCCACAUGGGCGAGUCUUUGUGUCCGUGCAAGGCGCUGUUGAGCAGCUCUUGGCAAAUACUCGUUCCCAUGUGUGAAGAUGUCCUUAGUGGACCUAGGGAAGAGGUUGCUAGAAGCAGCUCGCAAAGGCGAAGAUGACGAAGUGCGAAAGCUGAUGGCAAGGGGUGCUCCCUUCACCACUGACUGGCUCGGGACGUCGCCGCUUCACCUCGCUGCCCAGUACGGCCACUAUUCGACAGCAGAAGUGCUGCUUCGAGCUGGUGUUAGCAGAGAUGCUCGAACAAAAGUGGACCGAACGCCACUACACAUGGCUGCAGCCGAUGGACACACUCACAUUGUAGAACUGCUAAUUAGGAACGGAGCCGAUGUAAAUGCCAAGGACAUGCUGAAAAUGACGGCUUUGCACUGGGCGACAGAGCACAACCACCGAGACGUCGUAGAGCUGCUCAUCAAAUACGGAGCUGAUGUCCAUGCUUUCAGCAAGUUUGAUAAAUCGGCUUUUGAUAUUGCUUUGGACAAGAACAAUCCAGAGACUCUGGUAAUGCUACAGGAAGCAAUGCAGAACCAAGUAAACACUCAUCCAGAGAGAACAGAUCCCACCACCAACACUGUGACUCUCACCCCACCAUUUAUUUUUACGCCAGGGGAAGUUCUCAAUCUCACUAAUCUCAUCUCUUCAGCAAACACCAAAACAACCUCAGGUAAAACGGAGGAAAUAGCGGAAGCAAAUUCUGUCAAUUCUACCCUACAACAAGUGGUUGGCAGCGGAGGGCAGCAUGUCAUCGCCAUUGUAACGGACGGGGUUCCCCUGGGCAGCCUGCAAACAGCCAUCCCCACCAGCGGCCUCAGCCAGCCCUUCAUCCUAACCAUGCAAGAUGGACAGCAAGUUUUAACUGUACCUGCUGGUCAGGUUGCAGAAGAGACUGUUAUUGAAGACAGAGAUGACGCAGAAGAGGAGGAAAAGCCGCUGGCCAAAAAGCAAAAAGUGGAACAAGAUGUAGAUGACUCAAAGGAAGACAAGGACAGCGUUGAAAGGGAAGUGCUACAGCAGCAGUUGCAAGAGGCGAACCGGAAGGCUCAGGAAUAUCGCAGCCAGCUCAUGAAGAAAGAGCAAGAGGCGGAGGAGUACCGGCUGAAGCUGGCAGCCAUGGCGAGGCAGCAGCCCAACGGAGCGGAGGUGACGGUGCUCGAAGAGGUCGUCGAGGCAGACCCGCUCGUGGUAACCUCGGAGGACAUCAAGGAAUCCAUGCUGGCCGUGUUGGAGACGGAUCAGCCAACUGAUAUCGCUGUGGAAACUGUUACCUCCUAGUCCUCGGCGAUUGACUGGGUUUUGUAAAGGAAAAUAAUUUUUUUGUUGUUGUUUUUUUUUGUUAAAUAAGGUGCUGUUGGCAAACGGUGUUGAGAGCAGAGGGCUGUUGUCAAAGCCACCCCAUCACCAGGGGCAGAAGGUUCUCCAACCGCUUGCAACAUAACUCUGCUUCCAGCACGGUGCCAAAAGGUGCUUUUAAAGCUUGACCUUGAGAGAUUGGAAGCUUUUUUACAAAAUUUUAGCCAGCGAGUGACCUGAUGGCUUAUUUGGUGAUGUCAAUACCUGCGUUGUUGGGCAGUGGAAUAGAAAUACCUCAUUGCCAAAGCAGCUGGUAGUAGCGCUCGGCUGCCUGGAAAUCACAGCACUGAAAACAGACUUUCUGCAAUAACCGGAGGUGUUCGCUCCCUUCUGCGAAGUCGAGUGACCGGAUCUGCACCUUCACGAAAAGGAGUCUCUUGGGGUUUUGCUUUAAAAUAAUCCUCUAAAGUGCGGAGGGGAUUUCUCCUUUCAGCCAGAAAGGGAAUUCCAUGUUCUUUUUCUUCCAGUGCCAUGAAUCUUUUUGAUUGUGGCAACCUUCAAUGCAAGAGCAAAGGCCAGGCUGAAUGUCAGCCGGAGCGUUUCAUGGUAUCAGGGAACACCAGGCUUCACCCUCUUUGUUUCAGGAACAAUUUUGGGGAGCUCUCUGUCAGACCUCUUAACUCCCCAAAGGGAUCACAAAAAAAUUCCUCCUCAUUUUUAUGGUAUUUAGUCAAAUGUUCUAUUUGACACUUCUGUGCUGAACAGUAGCGUUAACUGAUUAUAUAUGCAGAACUAUACAUACGGCGGUUGCAAGACAGCUUGGGAGUCGAGUUGUCUCUGGAGAUACAUAUGUCACUUUUUUUACUAGACAGUUUUUAUUUUUAAAGAUACUAAAACCUUUUUUAACAAGCAGCUGAUCUUGUUACUGAAAUGUUCGGGUUUGGGGGUUUGUUUUUUUUUUUACUCUUUGCAGGCCUGUUUAGUGCAGGGAUCCGUUUAGUACAGCAGAUUAUGGGUUUCAAGCCAGCAGGGAACCGAUUGGAAGCGCCCCAAAUAAUUGCGUGGAACUCGAUAGUGAAAGAUUAUCAAGUGAAAUUUAGAAAAAAAUACCAUAAACAAGGGAAAUUUAGAAAAAUGCCAGCAGGCAAGCUGUGCCGUCUGUCGCAAAAAGGUUCUAAGGGCAAGGAGCGGCUUGGAGCUCGGAGGCCCCGGCAGCUGGCCUGCUCUCCGUCUUCCUGCAGAUCAAAAUCCAUAGCUCUUUUGGCCCGUAGUUUAUUGGCUCAGGGUUUGUUGGGGCUUUUUGUCCUCCUUUUGUAACCGUUGGCAGUAUUCAAGGUAAUAAUUUGAUUUCGUGGUCCUUGCAUUGCGUUUUUUCCUGUUAUUUCCAAGUGUAUCCAGAUAACGUGGUUUUCUGUUGGUUCAGGUACUGCCUUUAACAUUUCUUUGCCGAUAGAUCAGCCAUGUCGUGAUGUCGGAGACGUAAUAUGGACUCACAGAUUCCUAAAGGUAUGAACAUACGGUCGUGGCUCUGAAGGAAUCUCUCACCUCAGGAGGAAACUGCUUUUCAUCCUAAAAUCAGUCGGUUCCCGGCGGUUGGGCUGGAAGGGAAGGUGGGAUCUGCCGAAAUCCCGUCUUCAGCAGCGUCUCACCGGUCGGGUUCACCAACGAGCGGUGGGAGAGGAAGGUUUAUGUGACUGUUACUGUAAAGGCUUCGCGAGAUUUGCUGGGUUUUGAGAAUCUAAGUGCAUUUAUUUAUAACCAGUGUAGCUAUAUUUAUAAAUAAGACUCUUUUUUUUUUUAAUCUUUUUCCAAAAGAUGUUUUGAAGAAGGCUUUAAUAAUUAUUUUUUAUGAAUGAAUGUUUGGAGAGACUUGGUUCCUGGUUAUCGAUUACUUUGGCGGUUCCUCGCUGACUUGGAGCGUACGUUAUUUUCUUUCGUUCCCCGAAACAUUGACAAUUUGGGUCUGUUUGAACUAAAAAUCUGCCUCGGAGGGUUCGAGACAGUAUUAGAGUAAAUCCUGGCAGAUUCUUCUCAUGCCCGGAAGCGUUUACUGAUGUAAAGGGACACUGUCAACAU